Messenger RNA from Helianthus annuus (common sunflower), 2138 nucleotides. RefSeq names its product lysophospholipid acyltransferase LPEAT2. Bases 289 to 1959 code for a protein of 556 amino acids. Lineage: Eukaryota; Viridiplantae; Streptophyta; Magnoliopsida; Asterales; Asteraceae. The record is from RefSeq and is a predicted model, not a curated record. The transcript is spliced from 14 exons. Gene Ontology annotation, biological process: phospholipid metabolic process. Gene Ontology annotation, molecular function: lysophosphatidylethanolamine acyltransferase activity; calcium ion binding.
GAUCAUAUCUUUCGUGUAUGAUUGCUCCACUGUACAAAACAAAACAAUCACGCGUUCACCACUUACCAAAAUCUAAGAUCCAGGUGACACCAUAAAAUUGUCCUAAUUUAUUGUAACAUCAUAAUACUAGCCACGCAAUCCCCUUAUUUCAUGGUCCAGAUUACUCGACCCUCAAUUCACUUACAACACUCUCUAAUGUCAAAAUCCACAAUUUAGGGCCACCAAUCUUUAAAUUCCCCAAUAAAGUCUCGACCUUUGACUGCAAAACCCCCAAUUUUCACUCCAAAAAUGGCAGCAGAUCUCAAAACCCCUUUAAUUUCUUCUUCAAAUUCCAAUCCCCAACUUGUUAUAACCGUUGAUGAUCAUCUGGGUGUUCAAGAAUCUUCAUAUAAUAAUCAAGAAACGUAUACAAACGAUGAGUGUUGGAAUCUGAACAAUUCCCAAGUGGGUUUUGAUCAGAACCCUUAUGGGUUUAUUGGGUCAAAUGGGUUUGAAGUUCCUGGGUCGAGUACAGUGGAUCCGUUUAGGAAUCAUACACCCAGAAUUGAAGGGGUUUAUGAGUGGAUUAAGGUGGUUGUUUGUCUGCCUUUAGCGUUGGUUAGGCUUGUGUUGUUUGGAUUGUGUUUGUGUAUUGGUUAUGUCGCUACUAAAUCUGCUUUGAAUGGAUGGAAAGAUAAGCAGAAUCCAAUGCCUAAAUGGAGAUGUAGGGUUAUGUGGAUUACUAGAUUGUGUACUAGGGGGAUUCUGUUUUCAUUUGGGUAUCAUUGGAUAAAGCGAAAGGGGAAACCAGUGCCGAGGGAGAUUGCGCCUAUACUUGUAUCUAAUCAUGUGUCGUAUAUUGAUCCGAUAUUCUUUUUUUAUGAAUUGUUUCCAACAAUUGUUGCAUCUGAGUCCCAUGAUUCCAUGCCCUUUGUUGGUACUAUUAUUAGAGCUAUGCAGGUAAUAUAUGUAAAUCGGUUUUCACAUCAAUCUCGGAAGCAUGCGGUUAACGAGAUAAAGAGAAAGGCCUCCAGCGACAGAUUUCCUCGACUACUUUUAUUUCCCGAGGGAACUACAACCAACGGAAGGCUGCUUAUUAAUUUCCAACAUGGUGCGUUUAUUCCCGGUUAUCCUAUUCAACCGGUGGUGGUUCGUUAUCCACACGUACAUUUUGAUCAAUCCUGGGGUCAUAUAUCUUUGGGGAGACUCAUGUUUAGAAUGUUCACACAGUUUCACAAUUUCAUGGAGAUUGAAUAUCUCCCGGUUGUUUCACCCUCAGAACAUCAUAAGGAAAGCGCUAUUCGUUUCGCUGAGAAAACGGGUAGCGCAAUGGCUCGUGCUCUUAAUGUUGUACAAACAUCACAUUCGUUUGUCGAUUACAUGAUUCUUUCAAAGGCGGCUGAUUCUGGGCAGGAAAAUCCAUCGCUCUUUGUGGUUGAAAUGGCGAAGAUUCAUCAAUUAUUUCAUUUGAGCUCUUCAGACGCCUUAGACUUCUUGGAUAGAUUUCUUGCCAUGAAUCCAGACUCAAGUGGAACCGUUAAUUUUCAAGAUUUCUCGAGGGUUUUAAGAUUAAAGGCUUGCAAUCUUUCUCAUAAGAUGUUUGAGUUCAUUGAUGUGAGCAAGAGCGGGAAAGUCACCUUCAAAGAGUUCUUGGUAGGAUCUGCUCAUGUACUCAAUCAGCCAUUGUUCCGGCGAGCUUGUGAAGUAGCAUUCUCUGAGAGUGACAUUGAUGAAGAUUGUUACAUUUCCAUGCAAGAACUUGGUGCUUCGUUGAUGCCGGCUAUGGGAAGCUUGAGCGAUGAUGAGGUACAUGGACUGUUCACUCUAUUUGAUGGAGACGGGGAUGGUUGGAUCAGCAAGGGCGAUUUCGUAAAUUGCUUAAGAAGGAAUCCGUUGCUCGUAGCACUAUUUUCUUCCCAUUUCUUGCAUAAUGACUCGGAUCCGAAUGCAUCAGGGGGUUUGUUAGAGGAUAUGGUGUGAUGUAUUUUGAUCAAAGGUUUAGUGGUAUAUGUGCAUUGUGUAAUUUUGUUGGUUUUGUGGGGCUGAAUUUAUGCUAUAGUUACUCCUGAACUAAUGGUAUAAUUUGGGUUUACCUAUGUCAAUGUGACCAACUUUAGAUAUAGAUUUAAAUGAGUUUUAGUAAAUUAUAUUUUUUGUUC